CCGUUUCGCGCUCUCGGCCCGGGGAGGCAGGCCAAAGGCGAGCACCUGGCUUCGUGCGCCCGCGCCGGAGCUUCUCUCACGGCUUCACAUCGCUGUCUUCGAACUGCAGUAGGGCUGUUCCAUUGCCUCAGCACCCUUGUCACUCGGUCAUCAGAUGCUUUUGAUGCCCGGCGGGGAUGGGGGGGGGUGGGGGAUGCGCAUCUGGCGCUGCCGUGCCUGCACUGCACCCCUGUCGACAGGUGUCGGCCUUGCCGGCACCAGCACUUGCGGGCGUUGCGGCACGCCGUGAAUGCCCAUGGCAACAAUGAAUGCCGCAGACACACCGACUGAACCCGUAAUGUAAUUUUCUAUGACCAAGCUGUUACUAUGAUACUUCUAAUCGGACGAUAAGAGACAGGCGUAGCAUUUCUACAAUGCCGCGAGCAGGCUGAGUGCGGAGGAGAGGCGCGGAAGCCGCCCCUCUGAAAGGACCAGGGAGAAUGCCAAUACUGCAACUGGACCGCGCGGGGAGAGAGCGCGAGGAACCACCGUGUCACCUGGACCUAUCAAAGCUGAUACAGGCCGGGACCAAGUCGUUCUUCAACAAUCCCCUGUUGUCAGACAUUGUUCUCGUCUGUCCGGAUGGACGCGCGCUGCACUGCCAUUCGGUCAUAUUGGCAGCGGCAUCUCGCCGACUAGCCGCCGCCCUGAAGCAGGGCAACUGGACGCCAGGGCAACAGAUGCCUGUCAAGGGGGUUGACAGCGAUGCGUUAGAGACGCUCGUGUACGCCUUCUACACAGCCGAGUGCCCGCUGGAGCUGGCGCGGGUGCCAGCGCUGUACGAUGCUGCGAUCAAACUGGAGGUGCCCUCUCUGGCGCCCGCGCUGGAGCAGUACACGGCCAGUGCGCUGCAGCCGCACAAUUGUUGCGCCGUGCUGGAGCUGUGCCUGGGCGCCGGCGUGGGGCCGCUGGCAGAGCUGGUGCUGGAGUGGAUUCGCAGCAGAGUCGCGGACGUGGUGCCCGGCCCCGAGUUCCGGGCGUGCCGGUUGGAGACGGCGGCGCUCAUCUGCAAGGAUCUGGCGGGUCGGAGCCAGCUCGUGGGGUUGCAGGUGGCUGUGGCCUGGCUGACCGCCUCCAGCGCGCGCGGCAGCCUGGUGGGUGUGUUCGCAGAGGCCACUGGCCUGGCCGUGGACGCCAUACAGGCGGUCGCCAACAGCGGCGGCGCGCUGGGGCCCAUAGGGGGUCUAGGGGCAGCCGGAGGUGGUGGCGGAGGAGGAGCGGGAGCCGGCGGCGGCGGGAUGAGUGGCCUUGGCGGCCUUGGCGCGUCGCUGUCGCUCCAUGGGCCGCACGGACCCUCGAUCAGUCUGCAGCUGGCUGUCGGCGGGGGCGGCGGCGGCGCGUCGGAUGGGCUCGGGCCGCUGGGGCUUGGCGGCGGUGGGGGCCUGGGCGGCGCAGGCGUGGGCGGCAGCGGCUCACAGGUGCUGCAGCUGCUGCCGCCGCCGGGCGGGCUCGGAGGGGGCGGCGGCGGCCCGAAUGACCUCAGCGGGCUUCAGUCGCUGCUGGGAGGAGGCCCCGGAGGGCUGGGCGGCAAGGCCGGCGCCGGCAUGGCGGGUCUGGGCGGGCUGGGGGGCCUUGGUGGGCUGGGCCCGGGGCUGGGCCUGGAUGCGCUGGCGGACGCGGCGGAGGGCGAGCGCAUGCAGAAGCGGCUGCGGCUGGGCGCCGGGGGGCCGGGCGGCUUCGGCGCGCUUGCCGAGAGCGGCUCGGCUACGUCACGGGACUUGUCUAGCGCGCUGAUGGAUGGUCCGUUGCGGCUGGGCGGCGGCGGCCCUGGCCGUGACCUGGACCUGCCAAGCCUGUCCAUGGGCGGCGUGGGGCUGGGUGGCGGAGGCCUUGGCGGCGGGCUGGGCACGUCCAGUGGGCUGAGCGGAGGAAAUGGGGGUGGAGGAGGAGUUGGUGGCGGCCGCGGCCGGGGGCGUGGCGGCGGUCGGCGGCGGCGCGGCACUUCUGCCAGUGACGAUGACGAGGAUUACGCACCCGGCGGCGGCCGCAGCGGCGGCUCGGGCGGCCGGAGCCGCGCGCAGGAGCUCGUCUACGAUGCUGACGCGGCGGCCAUGGACGACCCCGCCGCCGGCUCAGGCGGCGGUGGCAGCGGCCCUGGCGAAGACGCGCCCAGCGGCGGCCACGGCGACGACUCUGGGGCCGGCGGCGGCGGGGGUGGCAACAUCCCCGCUAACACGCCAGUGCUCAUGACGGGCCGGCGCACGCCGGCACAGAAGGGCAUGUGCCACGUGCAGGGCUGCAACCGCAGCCUGGCGGGCCUGAGGGACUACUACCAGCGCUACAAGAUUUGUGAGCACCACCUCAAGGUCAGCCAGGUGCUCAAGGACGGAGUGCCACACCGCUUCUGCCAGCAGUGCGGCCGUUUUCACCCGCUGACGGAGUUCGACGGCGACCGGCGCUCCUGCCGCACCAUGCUUCAACGGCACUGCCACCGCCGCGCCAAGCAGAAGCAGGAGCUGGCGGAGGUGCUGGCGCAGCGCUACGAGGAGAAGCAGGUGGCUGCGAGCAUGACGGCCGUGAUGGCGGCCAUGGCCCGUGGCACUCCCGCGGGCGUGCCCGCACUGCCGCCCAUGCUGCAGCUGCAGUACCUUGCCGGACUGCCCGCCGCCGCUGCAGCCGCCGCCGGCCGGGACGACGGCGGCGCCAAGGAUGAGGACAUGGAUGGCCGAGGCGGCGGCGGCCGCAGCCUGCCUGCAGGGCUGCACUCGCCGCCGUCGCGAGCGGCGCUGACGGAGGCUGUGCAGCAGCGUGCGCGUAAGCAGCAGGCGACAGUGCUGUCGCAGUCGGGUCUGCUAGGGCUGGCAGGCAGCGGCGAGGGCCUGCCUGAGGGGCAGCUUGCGGCCGCCAUGGCCGCUGCCGCGGCGGGCCUGACGCUGGGUCUGGACAACCUGCCGGCUGUGGGGCAGCUGCCGGGGAGCGGCGGGGUGGCAGAACGCAAGUUCGGCGACCAGGAGCUCCUGACCGGAGGCGGCGGUAACGGCAAGGAGGAGCAGCGUGCUGGGGCCGCAGGCGCUGGCAGCCCGCCGAGCGCGGCGGCGGCGGGCCGCCGCGCCGGCGGUGAGGAGCCGGCAAGCGGGAAGCACGAGCCCGCAGACACGGAAGGAGUCGGCGGUGGCGGCGGGGCAGGCGACAGCGGCGAAGAUGGCAACGGCUCGCGGCCGGCGACGGGCGGCCGAUUUGCUGCCGCCUCCAAGGGCGAGCCAGGUGGCGGCUCUGGUGAUGGGCUCCAGCGCGUGGAUGGCGGCGGCGACUCGCCUGGCGGGAACGGCGCAGGCGCCGUGGGGGCACAGUGGGGGGCGGGCGACGCUGCCGCGUGUGGUGCCAGAGGUGGGAGGGACGCCGCCGUGCCCUCUGGCCUUGACGGUAGAAGUCAGCCGCGAGACCUGUGACAGGUGGGCACAUCCCCCAUCACAGCCGCUACCAUGCAUGUCAUGUGGCGCCGUGGAGUAUCGACGGGUUGGUUCGGCCGCGAUUCGCGGACUCAAUGCAAGAGCCUUUUCUGCCGGGCACCUAGGCUAUCAUGCUGCGCGCUAUUACUAAGCUCCCGAACUGACUAUGCAGAUAGGUUGUCGCAUCCGGUGUUGGAUGGCCUUACUGAUGUGUGGUGCGUGUCGCUACCGUAUGCUAGUUUUAUCCUUACUCAUGGCCUCAACUGCGCGCGGGGCCCGCAUGAGCUCACUCAAUUGGCUCAUCCAAGUGACGUAUCCAUGCAAUGCCACGCCCGGGCAGCGCCUGGAGCCCAUUUCCUUCAUGUUGUUACACGCUGUUAGAGUGCUUUUGAGGUGACAUGACGGCACCGCCGCUGUGGGGUUUGGUUCUCCGAGCUUUGGUUCACCGUGAGGGGCGCUCCAGUCGCAAUGCCAUGCGUCAUCUCUUUUCUGUCGUGCAAUUGCAUCGUGUGCGCGGAGGCCCAGCUGAUAUGGUUGUUUUGAUGUUCGAGGGACCCUCGCGUAUACUACUCUCCAUGCGCUGAUCGCCCACAUCACGGCGAGAUUGUUGCUAUGCUCAAGACUUCAACAGGUGACAAGCCGGGAAUGCAAUGGCUGCGACGCUAGUGCAGACUGCUUGGGAUCGUAUACGUACAUGACCACAGGCGACAGACCCGCGAGAGUCUGACGUUGCUGGCAGGGCGUGCGUUGUCGUGUCACAGGCUGCUGGUAGCAUGGAUAUGCGUGAUUGCAUGUUAGGGUGCCUGCGUAUAGGUGCAAACGCUGCUGCUGGAGCGGCUGAGCACUGGCGCUUACCACGCCAUGCAAGCGCACGGGGCGGGAUGUGCGGGCUGGUAUCACCUGCGCGUGAGAACCGCGAGACCAACCUCGUGCGGGCCAUGUGACGCGAACGGCGGGUAGCUGGACUUACAUGCAGUAUUGUGCUGUGCGGUAGCCUUAAUGGUCGUGUUGUGGAGCUCGAAUGGAAUGAGCAGUAUCAGGAUGCACCCCACAACAAGUUGAAUCGCGGCUUUUGCUUCGACGGCGCCUGAACCCUGAGGUUUGGACAUGGCUGCUGAGGUGGCGCUAGCUGUUUUGCAUUGCAUUGUUUGAACGUAGCCAUGCCAUGAGACUUGAUUUGGCAAACGGGGGUUGGCGAGAUUUCAACGCUUAGAGAGUUUGCAUGGGCGACAGGCUGAACCGGCACAUACGUGCAAUUACAUGGUCGGCGCUGGUAUGGCAGAAUCAUGUUUCCGAUGAGACUGUUGCAUCUCUUUCUCAAUUGACAACAGAGAGCUUCGAGAAUGGUCAUCUUGGUAAUGGUGUGAGGGGAUGGGGGAGUCCUUUUAUGGGGUGCCGUCAAACCAAUGCGCGUGGUCAUGCCGGCGAUAGCACUCUCUUUCCAAUGCUAGCGCCGGGAACUGGACGCCACGGCUGAAGCUCCCGUGCGCACACGAGCUAAACGUGUGUCAUGUGCAUGGGCUCAGCCCACUUGUCCAUUGCGACGGAAAUUUUCUUGUUGUUUACGAAUAACGCGAUUGCAAAGACAGUUUGACUUGACGUGGACGGCGGACUACCACUGCGUAGGGGUUUGAGGGGUAGCGUAUCUGCGUUGAGGUUUAAGCAGUUGCUAGCAAUGACGUGUCACCGCAAAGUGGAGCAGGCGGCUGCGGCGAUGCAAAGCAAUCAAGCGCCCCAGGAGCCUGUUGAGUUUCGGAGCAGUCACGACAACACAAAUGAUUCCUAUGCAUGAAGCUACCCCAUCGUCCUUUCUUUAGUCCCAAGAGUACUACGGUAUGCGCGCGCGCGUGUGUGUGUGUGUGUGUGUGUGUGUGUGUUGUGGCGUCUGGUGUUGUAAAAAUGCUAUGCAAAGCAAAGGGGAGUACAACCAGUACCGGUAUCUGCAAAAUUGUCGUCAGGGGCGGUAGGCCGGCAGAACACGGCCGGGGGCGAUCGGCUGAACGGAGGGUCUUCGGCAUCAAGAUGGGCCGACCGUGCCCGUGUAAGAACCUCCGCUC
Chlamydomonas reinhardtii is the source of this 5485-nucleotide messenger RNA. RefSeq lists its product as uncharacterized. The coding region runs from base 480 to 3428 and encodes 982 amino acids. The record is from RefSeq and is a predicted model, not a curated record. Lineage: Eukaryota; Viridiplantae; Chlorophyta; Chlorophyceae; Chlamydomonadales; Chlamydomonadaceae. Gene Ontology annotation, cellular component: nucleus. The transcript has 11 exons. Gene Ontology annotation, molecular function: DNA binding; protein binding.